CACGCGCUGGUGUGUAAUUGUCUUGAUUAUCUUGGGUCCCGAACAUAAGACGCCCUGUAUUACCGCUGCUAUGCGUAAGCUUGGAGCUGAUCUUUUGCGACCAAAAGCAAAAGGUAUCUGGCCUGAAGCUCGAUGCGGCGGCCGAAAAUGCUAUCAACGAAUAUGUCAUUCUACGAGCUUCCCUCUGGUCAAGACGUUGAGAAAGCGGGCCGCUUGAUCACUCACAAAAUCGUGGAAACCCCAACUAAGACUUCUAAAUUGUUAUCGGAAUACGCGUCGUCGAAUCUACCAGAACCUCCGAAUGAUGUUCCUCUCAGACCAAGUAUCGAGCUCUACUUCAAAUGCGAGAACUUUCAGUGUACCGGGUCCUUCAAAUUUCGUGGCGCCAUUCACUUUCUAGCAAAGCUUGAAGACCACGAACUCUCAAAAGGAGUAGUGGCAUAUAGCACAGGGAACCAUGCUCAAGCAGUAGCCCGUGCAGCCCAGUUAGCAUCCGAAGAGCGAAAUAUCCCGGUUCCAGCAUACGUCGUGGUUCCAGAGAACUGCUCGAGCAAGAAGAUCGACGCGGCAAAGAAGUACGGCGCGAAAGUCCUUAUAUCUGGCACGUCACCGGAGGCACGCGUUCUCCUGGCCUCCAAAGUCCAAAAGUCAACUGGAGCAACUCUUGUGCCUCCUGCGGAUCAUCUCAACAUUGCUCUUGGUCAGGCGACACUAGUUGGGGAGUUCCUGCGUCAGGUAACAGACAUGGGACACAGUCCCCUCGACGCAGUCAUCGUUCCCAGUGGAGGAGGCGGCCUGCUUGUCGGGGCCGCGGCUGUAUGCAAACCCCAGGGCGUAGCGGUGUUCGGCGCAGAGCCAGAGAAGGGUGGAGCCGGUUUAGCUGAAGGUCUACGUAAGGGUGCGCGUAACGUCGGUAUGGGACAAGGUCCUACGAUUGCUGAUGGUCUGCGCUCGCUGACUGGCGAGGCCAAUUGGGAACUAAUCAAGUGCCGAGAGAAUGUGGACCUGGUUUUUACCGCAACCGAAUCACAGAUUAGGGAGGCACUUCGACUCGCGAUUGACACAUUCGGCUUCAUCAUUGAGCCGAGUGCUGCUGUGCCCCUAGCGGUGGCCCUAUUCAACACCACCUUCCACCAGCGAAUAGCCAAGGAAAGGAGACUCGUACGAGUUGGAGUCGUUUUCACCGGAUGCAACAUCAGCGAGGAAGAGCUCCUGACAGUUCUGCCGGGAGUGUCUAUCGUUGGGGUCCAGAAUCUGGAGAGAGAAAGUUCACUGUAG
Lindgomyces ingoldianus is the source of this 1278-nucleotide messenger RNA. Its product is annotated as tryptophan synthase beta subunit-like PLP-dependent enzyme. Bases 133 to 1278 code for a protein of 381 amino acids. Lineage: Eukaryota; Fungi; Ascomycota; Dothideomycetes; Pleosporales; Lindgomycetaceae. Gene Ontology annotation, biological process: pyruvate biosynthetic process; D-serine biosynthetic process; L-serine metabolic process. The record is from RefSeq and is a predicted model, not a curated record. The transcript is spliced from 2 exons. Gene Ontology annotation, molecular function: ATP binding; serine racemase activity; threonine racemase activity.